Anolis carolinensis (green anole) is the source of this 2529-nucleotide messenger RNA. It is a transcript of the gene dohh, whose product is annotated as deoxyhypusine hydroxylase. Lineage: Eukaryota; Metazoa; Chordata; Lepidosauria; Squamata; Anolidae. Gene Ontology annotation, biological process: peptidyl-hypusine biosynthetic process. Gene Ontology annotation, molecular function: deoxyhypusine monooxygenase activity. The record is from RefSeq and is a predicted model, not a curated record. The transcript has 6 exons. The coding region runs from base 297 to 1337 and encodes 346 amino acids.
CCCAGCCGCGCAUGCGCGGUAGAAAGCCUCGCGCUCCCUCGCUCUCUCAGCGGCCUCGUCCAUUCUGAGGGGAAAAUUAGAACGACGCGCCAUCUCGAAGGCGCCCGCUCGGGAAUAUUUUAAUUCUCGUUCUGCGUUCGUGAGAAAGAGGAGAAGCAGGCGGAAAGUGCGCAUGCGCAAAGCCUUGCCGAAGUCUCUACUUGGUUCCUUCCAUCCAGCAGGCGGAAAGUGCGCAUGCGCAAAGCCUUGCCGAAGUCUGUACUUGGUUUCUUCCAUCCAGCAGGCGGAAAGUGCGCAUGCGCAAAGCCUUGCCGAAGUCUCUACUUGGUUCCUUCCAUCCAGCAGGCGGAAAGGGCGCAUGCGCAAAGCCUUGCCGAAGUUGGGCUUGGAGAGUCGUGCUCGUCCAUCCGCCGGCCCGGCCCCUCGCCAUGGUCACGGAACAGGAGGUCGAGCAAAUCGGGCGGGCGCUGGCGGACCCCCGUCGUCCCUUGACGGACCGCUUCCGGGCGCUGUUCACCCUCCGCAAUUUGGGGGGCCCCACGGCCAUUGAGUGGAUCGGGAAGGCAUUCUCGGACGACUCGGCGCUCCUAAAACACGAGUUGGCCUAUUGCCUGGGGCAGAUGCAGGACGAGCGAGCCCUCCCCAUCCUCAUCGCCGUCCUCCAGGACCGCCGCCAAGAAGCCAUGGUCCGACACGAAGCCGGGGAGGCAUUGGGAGCUAUUGGGAACCCCAAAGUCCUGGACGUCUUAAAGGAAUAUUCCGACGAUCCCGUAAUUGAGGUGGCGGAGACGUGUCAGUUGGCGGUCAAGCGGCUGGAGUGGCUGGGGGGCCACGGCGGGGGGUCCAUGGGGGGUCCGUACCUCUCGGUGGACCCGGCGCCCCCGUCCGAGGAGGCCGACGUGGGGAAACUGAGGCAGGCGCUGCUGGACGAGUCGCGGCCGCUGUUCGAGCGCUACCGGGCCAUGUUCGCCCUCCGGAACCUGGGCGGAGAGGCCGCCAUCUUGGCCUUGGCCGAGGGGCUGUGUUGCGGGAGCGCGCUCUUCCGUCACGAGGUGGCCUACGUGCUGGGCCAGGCGGGUCACGAGGCGGCCGUCCCGCGGUUGUCGUGGUCGCUGGGCCGCCCGGGCGAGAGCCCCAUGGUGCGCCACGAGUGCGCAGAGGCCCUGGGCGCCAUCGCCAAGCCCUCCUGCCUGGACACGCUGCGCGAACACGCCUCCGACCCCGAGCGCGUGGUGCGAGAGAGCUGCCAGGUCGCCCUCGACAUGUACGAGCACGAAAACAACCCCAAGGAAUUCCAGUACGCCGACGGACUCGCCAAGCUCAAGACCACGGGAUGAGCACCCCUUCCGCCCCCCCCGUAUCCACGGCCCUAUAUCCGCGGUCUUCAUAUUCUCCCAGUGGUGGUGGGGUGACGGUAGUCAUUAAAAACAAAAACUAUUUUUUUUUGGCAGUAAAUAAAUAUUUCGUGAAAGGCACUUUGGUUGCUCAGUUGUUAGACUGAUACGCCAGAGUUGCCUCUUUUGAACCGUUAGGGGGAGAAAGGUAAUGCCAGUGCACACAAAAACCACACACACACACUUAUAUAUGUAUAUGUUUUGGUGACGGUAGCCAUUGAAAACAAAAACAAUUUUAUUUUUAUUUAUUUUUUGGAAAAUAAAUAUUUCGUGAAAGGCACUUGGGUUGCUCGGUUGUUAGACUGAUACGCCAGAGUUGCCUCUUUUGAACCGUUAGGGGGAGAAAGGUAACGCCAGUGCACAAAAACACACACACACACACAUAUGUAUGUAUAGGUAUAUGUGUGUGUGUUUAGGUUAUUCGGUUGUUAGACUGAUACUCCAGGUUGCCUCUUUUGAACCGUUAGGGGGAGAAAGAUAAUGCCAGUGCACAAAAAAAACACACACACGUAUACGUGUAUAUGUUUUGGUGACGGUAGCCAUUGAAAACAAUUUUUGCGGAAAAUAAAUAUUUUGUGAAAGGCACUUGGGCUGCUCGGUUGUUAGACUGAUACGCCAGAGUUGCCUCUUUUGAACCGUUAGGGGGAGAAAGAUAGUGCCAGUGCACAAAAAAAAAACAAAAAAUAAAAACACACACACGCAUAUAUUAUAAACACAAUAUAUAUAAUUAUAUUAUGAAUGUAAUAUAUAUUAAUAUUAUCAUAAUAUAUAUAAUAUAUAUUAUAUUAUCAUAUUAUAUUAUGAAUAAAAUAAUGUUAUGAAUAUAAUAUUAAUAUAACGUAAUAUUGUAUUAUUAAUACUAUACUAACAUAGUAGAAAUAUAGUUUUAAUAUGUAUGUGUGUGUGUGUGUGUGUGUGUGUUCUUUGUGCAAGGCACUUAGGUUACUCGGUUGUUAGACUGAUACGCCAGAGUUGCCUCUUUUGAACCGUUAGGGGGAGAAAGGUAAUGCCAGUGCACACAAAAACCACACACACACACGUAUAUAUGUAUAUGUUUUGGUGACGGUAGCCAUUGAAAACAAAAACAAUUUUAUUUUUAUUUAUUUUUUGGAAAAUAAAUAUUUCGUGAAAGGCA